AUGGCCGGCCCCGGGGGGCAGCGGGCGGGGAGGGAGCGGGACGGGAGCGGGGCCAUCGCCGGUCCCGGAGCACCGGGCGCGUCUCCCCUCACACGACUCCUCACCUCGGCUCGGUUCGGGUCCAAUCGGCUCCCCCCGGAUCGGUUCGGGUCCAAUCGGCUCCCCCCGGAUCGGUUCGGGUCUAGCACCUGGAUCCAGCAGUACUGCAGGCAGCUGGCGAGGUCCAUCUCCCCACAGUUCCUGCAGGACAUCAUCAGCCACCUGUGCAGGCUGGAGCUCCUGAGGGCCCAGGAGGCUGCCCAGGUGCGGGCAGCAAGCCCCAUGCCCGAGCAGGUGAGGGCUGUGCUGGAUGUCCUGGCUGGCCAGGGCAGCCAUGCCUCCCAGUCCCUGCAGAGCUUCAUCCAGACCUCCAACUGGCAGCUCUACCUCCACAGCACUGUCUGUGGACCCAUGGUGCAGAAGCACCUGGAGAGCCUGCAGGGCUCCUGUGGGAACGGGCUGGAGACCGGAGCCCUGCGGCGCCUCACCAACCUGCUGCUGGUGGAAGGCCUGAGCGACAUCCAGCAGAAGGAGCACGACAUCCUGCAGGUUGAAACCACCAAGGGCCUGCCAAACGCAUCCAGGAGCAUCCCCCUGGAGAAGCUGUUCCGGCCUCUCUCCAAAGUCAGCAUCCCCCCUCGCGUCUCCGUCACCAUCGGCGUGGCCGGCAUUGGCAAGAGCACUCUGGUGAAGCUGUUUGUCUGCAGCUGGGCAAAGGGGGAGAUGGGCAGGGACAUGGUGUCUGUGCUGCCCCUCACCUUCCGCCAGCUCAACACCUACGAGAAGCUCUCUGCUGAGCACCUCCUGCGCUCGGCCUCCCCCCACAGCCCCGAGCCCGCCGCCGCCGCCCGCACCCUGCUCAUCCUCGACGGCCUGGACGAGUUCAAGACCCCCCUGGAUUUUUCCAACGCAGCGGUUUGCACCGAUCCCAAAAAGGAGAUCCAAGUGGACAACCUGAUCACCAACAUCAUCAGGGGAAACCUGCUGCAGGAGGCCUCUGUGUGGGUGACGUCGCGGCCGGCGGCGGCCGGGCAGAUUCCCAGCGGGCUGGUGGACCGCAUGACGGAGAUCCGAGGGUUCGGGGCUGCAGAGAUGAAGGACUUCUUGGACCAGAUGUUCCUGGACAACAGAGAUCUGUCCAGCCAGGUCCUGCAGCACAUCAGGGCUAACAGGUCGCUCCACGUCCUGUGUACCAUUCCUGGCUUUUGCUGGAUCUGUGGCUCCUCAAUCGCUUAUUUCCUGAAACACAGCAGCGAUCGAUCCCAAGAAGCAACCGUGGUCCCCAGCACCCUGUCAGAAAUCUACUGCUAUUAUUUUAAAAUGGCUGUGAGUGGCGACUGGCUGGAGAAGCCGAGAGAAGCCCCGAGGACCGAGCAGGCUGUGACCACCAGCAGGAAGCUGGUGGGCAGCCUGGGCAGGCUGGCCUUCUACGGGCUGCUGCGCAAGAAGCACGUGUUCUACGAGCAGGACAUGAAGGCCUACGGCAUCGACCCGUCCCUGCUGCCCAGCAGCCUCUCCACCCGCCUGCUGCUCAAGGAGGACGCGCAGCCCUCCACCGCCUACUACUUCUGCCACCUGACCAUCCAGGAGUUCCUGGCGGCCCUUUACUACUACACGGCGGCCAAGCGAGCCAUCUUCGACCUGUUCGCGGAGAGCGGCGUCUCCUGGCCCAAGCUGGGCUUCCUCAGCCACUUCAGGAGCGCGGUGCAGCGGGCGCUGCAGGCCCAGGACAGGCAGCUGGACAUCUUCCUGCGCUUCCUGGCGGGGCUGCUGUCGCCGCAGGCCGGCGCGCUGCUGGGCGGGUGGCUGCUGCAGAAGGACGAGCAGGGCGCCCUCAGGGGCCAGGCCGCCGGCGUGCUGCAGGGCUGCCUGGGCGCCGAGCCCGCCGCCUCCCCGCGCGCCGUCAACGCCGUGCGCUGCCUGCAGGAGAUGCGGCACGGCGAGCCCGCGCAGGCCCUGGAGGAGGCCAUGAGGAGCGGCAGCCUGGCCGGCCUGCUCACCCCCGGCAACUGCUCCGCCCUGGCUUAUCUCCUGCAGGUCUCUGACGUCUGCCUGGAGGAGACAAACCUCUCCAACUGCCUCAGCUACAGUGUCUGUAAGAGCCUGCUCUCCCAGCUCCUCUUCUGCCACAACCUCAGGCUGGACAAUAACCAGUUUAAGGAUGAUGUGAUGGAGCUGCUGGGCAGUGUGCUGAGCGUGAAGGACUGCCAGAUCCAGAGGCUCAGCUUGGCAGAAAAUCAGAUCAGCAACAAGGGAGCCAGAGCUCUGGCCAGGUCUCUGCUGGUGAACAGGAGCCUGAUGGUGCUGGACCUGCGGAGCAACUCCAUCGGCCCCACCGGAGCAAAAGCCCUGGCUGAUGCCCUGAAAAAAAACCAAAUCCUGCUCUCCCUGAACCUCCAGCACAACUCCAUCAAGGAGGACGGGGCCACCUUCCUGGCCGAGGCCCUGCUGACCAACCACAGGCUGCUGACCCUGCACCUGCAGAAAAACGCCAUCGGAGCCCAGGGCGCCCGGAAACUGGCAGAGGCGCUGGAGCAGAACUGCAGCCUGAGGGAGCUGAUACUCUCGAGCAACUCGGUGGGAGACAACGGCUCCAUUGCCUUGGCCGAAGCUCUGAGGGUGAACCGCAGCCUGCAAAGCCUUGAUCUCCAGAGCAACUCCAUCAGCAGUGCAGGGGUCACGGCACUGACAGCAGCUCUCUGCUCCAACAAGGGACUCCUCAGCCUCAACCUCCGGGAGAACUCCAUCAGCAAGGAGGGGGGCCCUGCCAUUGCCCGUGCCCUGCACAGCAACAGCACCCUCAGGAAGCUGGACUUGGCGGCCAACCUGCUGUACGACGAGGGGGGCAAGGCCAUCGCUCUGGCCAUCAAGGAGAACCGGGCACUCACGUCCCUCCACUUGCAGUGGAACUUCAUCCAGGCCAAAGCAGCCACGGCCCUGGCACAAGCACUACAGUCCAACAGCAGCCUGGCCAGCCUCGACCUGCAGGAGAACGCCAUCGGAGACGAGGGCGUGGCCGCCCUCUCUGCUGCACUGAAGGUCAACACCACCCUGGCAGAUCUGCACCUGCAAGUGGCUUCGAUUGGCGCAGCUGGUGCCCAAGCCCUGGCAGAAGCCUUGAUGGUCAACAAGAGCCUGCAGGUGCUGGACCUGCGGGGAAACUCCCUGGGGCUGGCAGGGGCCAGGGCCGUGGCACAGGCGCUGAGGGUGAACCGCAGCCUGCGCCGGCUCAGCCUGCAGGAAAACUCCCUGGGCAUGGAGGGAGCCAUCUGCAUUGCCACGGCCCUGAAGGGCAACCACGGCCUCACCUACGUCAACCUGCAGGGCAAUCACAUCGGGCAGUCGGGAGCCAAGAUGAUCUCGGACACGAUCCGGACCAACGCGCCCGACUGCGUCGUGGACGUGUGAGGGGCCCUGGGUCCCUCAGGCCUGGGUGACUGCAGGGAGCUCCUUGGUGCCCAUCUCAGGGACCAGAACGGGCAAGGAAAGCUCCUGAGCUCCUGGCACGGCCCUGCAGGACCAAGAUCAGGAUCAGGAGGGUCAAGACUCGUGUUGAAAGCUGAGGGAUGUGUAUGCCCAUGUCUGCAUUCAUCCAGGCCCUGGGGGAGCUUCAAGGAAUGAGGGAAAUGCAAAAAGGAGUGAGGAGGGGCAGAUGCCAGACCUUGAAUUUGUGGGUGAUUUAUCUGCUGGUGGUGACAACUCCUCCUGUGAUCUCCCUGGUGCUUUGUCUCCCCUGGCUAAAACCAGCCCAGUCCUGCAGGCUCCCCUUGAAAUCCCAGAUGGACGCGAGAGAUUUGCUGCUGCCUUGCUCAGAUGGGCGUGGCUCUGUGCACCUGGGCUCUUCCAGCAGCUCCUGGCUGUUGCUGUGCCCUCAGUACCAGGUUGGUGCUGGCCAGGCACACCUGCAGUGUUUGGUAGAGCUGUUCUCUAUCAAAGACAGAGGUAACCCAGGGCAUAGGAGUGGAACCAUCGAAAAGGACCUUGGAAAAGAAAGAGUCCUCAGGAAAAUGGGGUGGGAGGGUGAAUGUACUGCACUGCUCGAGGGUGGGCUGUCUCCAGCACAUCCUGGUGCUACACCAGCACUGUCUCAGCUCAAAGUUCUGCCUCAGCUUCAGGCUGGAGCUCCUGGAUCUCCUGUUGCUGUCCUGUGACCUCCCCGGUGUCCCAGCUGCAGGGUCUGUGCCUGCAGGUCACCUUUGUGGGUGUGGCAGAGACCCAGUGACUCUCCAGAGGUGCCAGGUUUGCAGGUGACCCAGCAGCCAAACUGUGACCCCCCAGAGCCCCCUGAAGCCACUGUCCCCUGUGCCCAGCCCAGUCCUGACUCACUGCCACACUCAGGGCAGCCAGUGGCUGCUGCAGGGACCUGGGGGCUGAUCCCAGAAACACUGGGCUGAGCUCUGGAGAUGUAAA
Ficedula albicollis (Collared flycatcher) is the source of this 4449-nucleotide messenger RNA. RefSeq names its product NLR family, CARD domain containing 3 (gene NLRC3). Gene Ontology annotation, molecular function: protein binding. Gene Ontology annotation, biological process: negative regulation of canonical NF-kappaB signal transduction; regulation of apoptotic process. The transcript is spliced from 19 exons. Lineage: Eukaryota; Metazoa; Chordata; Aves; Passeriformes; Muscicapidae. Bases 1 to 3447 code for a protein of 1148 amino acids. Gene Ontology annotation, cellular component: cytosol. The record is from RefSeq and is a predicted model, not a curated record.